AUGGAAAAGAAGGCACGAAUAUCUCGUAUUAGUGAAAUAAAACAGGCCAAAGAGAAUGCUUUCCUCGAAGGCAAAGAGCGGUUUAGACAGAGCCGUGAAGGUGUCAGCCGGCUCACAAACCUGGAACCGACUGCUCAAUCGUACAACACAAACUUGCAAUUCAUUGAAGAUGACACAAAAAGCGACUGGAUUACCGGAAUUCAUUCAUAUUCGACCUCGGCGACAGAUCCUGUCAGUUUUCAACUGGAGAAAAACACUUGCGACGAGAGCAUGCUGGACAUAUUCGAAGAGCAAUAUUAUCAUUUGAUUGAUUGCCUACAACAAACAACUUGUCCAGAGGUACUGGUUCAUUUACUAAUCCGCGAAGAACGAUUUCACAUCGGAAACAUGACCUCUAAACGACCACCUUACCGAAUACAGUUGAGACAACGGUUUGUACACUGCUGUCGACGACGUGGACGUGGUCGACACCCGAGAGACCAUACGGGCGAGUUGAGUUCAGCCAUCAGUCUCUCCGGUCAAGGGGAUGGACUCAGCUAUCCUCCGAUGGAUAUGAGUGCGAAAGGAUUUACUCCCAGCGCACAACCGAAUCAGCUCAAAGACGGUGAACAGCUAACAAUCCAUUCUGAGUUGAGUCCUUCUAUGGAAUUUGAUCGACCGCAUGCUGCCAUAUUUCCUGGUCGUACGCCCUACGCCGGAUACAGUAGAGCUCCAUUAGUUCAACAUUCAAAUGAUAUAGUAAAUUGUGACCUGACUGAUAUGUAUGCGAUUGGCAUCCCCAGUCCAAGUAUGACAUACCAGUGCCAUCGAGACUCACAGUCAUUCAACAUUGUGGACACCACGAUACCGACCUCUGUAGCAUCUCACUCAACGGACACUCCGAACACGCAGUCCAAUCCCCCAAAGUCGACUGAUAUUCUCUGA
Messenger RNA from Echinostoma caproni, 924 nucleotides. The record is from the annotation of a GenBank genome assembly. NCBI's taxonomy places the organism in Eukaryota, Metazoa, Platyhelminthes, Trematoda, Plagiorchiida, Echinostomatidae.